Molecule: messenger RNA, 4584 nt
Organism: Fonsecaea monophora
Lineage: Eukaryota; Fungi; Ascomycota; Eurotiomycetes; Chaetothyriales; Herpotrichiellaceae
Exons: 11
Coding region: 1-4584 (1527 amino acids)
Cellular component (GO): cytosol
Molecular function (GO): oxidoreductase activity, acting on paired donors, with incorporation or reduction of molecular oxygen; monooxygenase activity; iron ion binding
Source: RefSeq, a predicted model, not a curated record
AUGGGAAAGCAAACCCCGGUCAACAAGGUCAUCAUCGUCGGCGCCGGCCCCUCGGGCUUGCUACUGGGUAUCCUGCUCGCUAAGCAGGGGGUCAAAGUUCAGAUCCUCGAGGCGGCCGGAGAACUGGACAAGAAUCCCAGGGCGGCUCACUAUGCCCCGUCGGCAGUGUACGAACUGCAUCGAGCGGGAGUUCUCGACGACGUCAAGGCUCAAGGCAUCCAUCCCGAUGCGGUGUGCUGGCGCCAUCCUGACGGCACCUUUAUCGCGGGCAUUCGAAGUCGGUUCGACAUAGAAUUCCCCAUGGUUUGCCUGCCUCUGGAUCAGCUCGAUGUCCUCCUCCUGCAACAUUUUCUGGCCCAACCAGAUACCGAAGUUUUGUGGAACCAUAAAGUCGUCUCCAUCGAACAGGACGACAACGAGGCCAGGGUCCACGUCGAAUCUGCGGAGGGGAAGAAGACGUUUGGCGCCGACUAUAUCGUCGGAUGUGAUGGGGCAAACAGCCAGAUCAGGCGCUCGCUUUUCGGUGAUCUGAAUUAUCCCGGGGAGACCCUACAGAAACAGAUCAUUGCCACCAAUGUAUAUUACGACUUCCAUAAAUUCGGGUACUGGGACUCGAAUUUCAUCAUCGACGAAAACGACUGGUACAUGGCGGCCCGAAUCACCCAAGAUGGACUGUGGAGGGUAACGUAUGGCGACGUAUGGGGCCUGUCGAACGAAGAGUACCUUGCAAGACAACCCGAGCGGUACGAGAAAAUCCUGCCUGGACAUCCGAAACCGGGAGAUUAUAAGCUCGUCAGCGCCAGUCCCUACAAGCUACAUCAACGAUGCGCCGAGUCUUUUCGGGUAGGAAGAUUCUUGCUCGCCGCCGACGCUGCUCAUCUAUGCAACCCAUUCGGUGGAUUGGGCCUAACUGGGGGAAUCGCUGACGUAGGGAGCUUGUUCGAUGCUCUCGUGGCGUUGAAGGACGGAAAAGCAGACGAUAGCAUUCUCGACAAGUAUAGUGAAGUCCGGCGCAAGAAAUGGGCCGAGAUCAUCGAUCCCAUGUCACGAGCCAAUUUCCGACGCGUUUGUCUAGACGAGGCCGAGUCGGAGAGACAAGAGUUCUGGGAACUUUGUAAGAAGAUGGAAGAAGAUGAGGAAUUGGCUCGGCAGAUGGCGCAGGGAACGAAUAUACUGCGAGAGGAUUUUCGAGAGUAUUUGACGGCGAGUGCAGCAAUCACGGAACCUCGAUACGAUAUAGCUACGGCCUACAUCGAAGAUGUUCAAAUACAAACCUCCCUCCUUCAAAUAUCACAUACACUUCCGCCUCCAAAUGGCAUUGCACACAAUUUCCCCGUGGUGCUGGAGGGCAUGACACUGGCCGCAUUUGCCGUCCUGCUUGUGGGUGGGAAGCAGAAAAGAGAACAAGGCUGGGGCGUCUUGACAAUAUUGGUGGCAUUGGCAGCGUUUGUCCAGGCCAUUGGAAUGGCGUUGAUGGCAUAUCUGUACGAGAACGACGAGCGAUUUUUUUCCGGCUGGUAUCUCGACAAGAGUUGGACCAUGUGCCCCAUCUUUAAACUGACCACCCUGGGCACUGAAAGAUAUGUCAUCAGCUCGGUCGAACUCCUCAAUGAGGUCUGCGAUGAAAAGCGCUUCUGCAAGGCUGUGUCUGGUGCACUGCAACAAGUACGAAAUGGAGCAGGAAAUGGUCUCUUUACUGCCUACCCUGGUGAACAUGACUGGGAGGUGGCUCACCGAGUUCUCGUGCCUGCAUUCGGUCCGAUCGUGCUGAUGUUUGUAGACGACGAGAUGUACGAUAUUGGCACCCAGUUGAUUGCAAAGUGGGCGCGUGGUGGGCCUGAGCAGAAGAUUGCAGCUACGGAUGACUUUACUCGACUGACCUUGGACUCUAUUGCCCUGUGUGUCAUGGAUAAGCGUUUCAAUUCCUUCUACUCGGAGAAGCUUCACCCUUUCGUGGACGCAAUGGUGGGUUUCUUGCUGGAGUCCGGGCGCCGGACUCAACGCACCAGAAUUGGGUCAUUACUCAACAGAUCAGUCGAACGUCAGUACUAUCAAGAUAUCGACACCAUGAGGACCGUCGCCAAGGAGAUGGUCGAUCACCGCAGAGCAAACCCGGUCGAUAAGAAGGACUUGCUCAAUGCGAUGCUGUUCGGCAAGGACCCAAAAACGGGAGAGAGGAUGACGGAUGAUAGUAUCAUCAACAACAUCAUCACUUUCCUCAUUGCGGGACACGAAACGACCUCGGGGCUUCUUUCAUUUGCCUUCUACCAGCUUUGCAAGAACCCUGAAGCCAUGCGAAAAGCCCAAGAGGAAGUCGAUUCAGUGGUCGGCAAAGGUCCGGUGACGGUCCAGCACCUGACGAAAUUACCUUAUAUCGAGGCCGUCAUGAGAGAAACCCUCCGACUCAACCCUACAGCUCCUGCGUUUGCCCUCAAACCACUGGACACAGUGGCUGGACCCGUGGUGCUUGCUGGGAAAUACACCAUUCCUCCGGGUUCCCCCAUCAUCGCCCUCCUUACAAAAGCCCACCGUGAUCCGGUCGUCUAUGGCGCGGAUGCCGAGGAGUUCAAGCCAGAAAGAAUGUAUGGAGAGAACUUUACAAAGCUGCCACCCAACUCUUGGAAGCCAUUCGGAAACGGCGCUCGUGGGUGCAUUGGGCGCCCUUUUGCAUGGCAAGAAGCCAUCCUGGCUAUCGCUCUUAUUCUCCAAAACUUCAACGUCAGAUUGGAUGAUCCAUCGUAUCAGCUGCAAAUCAAGCAGACGUUGACCGUGAAGCCAGACAACCUGUUCUUACGAGCCACUCUGCGUGAAGGUAUCGAUCCAGUGACAUUGGAGAGAAAACUGUACGCAGGUGUCCAAACCGAAGACGCUCAUCACAAGGAACGCAGUGCGUUGGCCAAGAAAGUGGGUGGCGUGGGCAAGCCAAUGCUCAUACUUUACGGGUCUAACUCGGGCACCUGUGAAGGACUGGCACAGGGUCUUGCCAACAGCGCAGCAAAUCGAGGCUUCAAUGCCUCAGUAAAGCCUCUGGAUGCUGCUGUGGAACAUCUACCAAGCGACCAACCCGUCAUAAUCAUCACCGCGAGCUACGAGGGCAAUCCUCCCGACAAUGCCGCAGGGUUUGUGGAAUGGCUCAAGACGGUGGAUGCUGAAAAGGUCAAGAACGUGCAAUUUGCUGUCUUCGGCUGUGGCCAUCACGACUGGGUCACCACUUUUCAGAAAAUCCCCAAACUAAUUGACUCCGAAUUGACCGCUAAAGGAGCAAAACAAAUCGUGGAGCGUGGACAAUCCGAUGUCGCCGAGGGCAAAGUGUUUGACGACUUUGACGUGUGGCAAGAUGAGAAUCUCUGGCGUGCUUUAUCUGCCGAUGGAGCUUCUGACGAGAUCGCGGAAGCUCUAAACAUGGAGAUCAGCACCAGCGCUCGUGCUUCACAUCUCCGGCAUAAUGUGCAGGAUGCAUUGGUUCUGGAGAAUGAGCUGUUGACCGAUCCCUCCAUUCCAGAGAAGCGACACACCGAGUUCCGGUUACCAACCAACAUGACGUAUGAAGCAGGAGACUAUCUUGCGCUACUGCCAGUCAACAACAUGAAAACAAUCUCAAGGGUGCUCCGCCGGUUCGGGUUGCCGUGGGAUGCCAUCAUGACACUGGCCAAAGGUGCACAUACCACAAUUCCAACAGCAACACCCAUUGCAAUCACGGGGGUGUUGGCUGCAUACGUGGAACUGAGCAAUCCGGCCAGCCGUAAACACAUUGCAACUCUCGGCAAGUACACCAAAGAUGAAUCUGUCCGCAAAGAGGUCCUGGGCAUCACUGAGCCCUUGUCGGUCUUGGAAAUCCUGGAGAAAUACCCGAGCAUCGAGCUCCCCUUUGCUCUCUACCUCGCUAUGCUACCACCUAUGCGCAUUCGACAGUAUUCUAUCUCAUCCUCGCCACUGCAUGACCCGACCAAAGUCAGCAUCACAUACUCCGUGGUCGGUGCUGACACGAACCACAUGGGCGUCGCAACAAACUACCUCAAGCUCCUGCAGCCGGGCACACGAGCGCAGUUGAUGAUCAAGAAAUCACACGCGAGCUUCCAUCUACCGCUAGACCCCAAAACGCCCAUCAUCAUGGUCUGUGCCGGCACGGGUCUGGCGCCCUUCUUGGGGUUUGUCCAGGAACGUGCCGUUCGCAUCGCCGCCGCUGGCGGAAACCGCGAUGCUUUUGGCGAGGCCCUCUUGUUCAUCGGUUGCCGCUACCAUGACAAAGACCGCCUGCAUGCCAAACAGCUGGAUGAAUGGGCCGAUCAGGGCGCCGUCAAGCUGUUCUACGCAUUCAGCCGCGAGCCCGAGCGCUCGGAGGGAUGCAAAUACAUACAAGACCGACUCUGGCGUGAGCGCGAUACGCUGAGCAAACUGUUUGGCGAGGGGGCCAAAGCGUACAUUUGCGGCAAUGCCGCACUGGGCAAGGGCAUUGCAGACGUCGCCGCAAAGAUUGCCGUCGAGGGCGCCAAGAAGGCAGGAAAGGACUUGUCGCACGAAGACGGCCUGAAGUGGUGGAACAAGUUGAGGGGCGAGCGCUAUGCGGUCGAUGUCUUUGAUUGA